AUGCAUUCCCGCAACGGACGCGUUAUCUGCCCCACACCCCAGGAGACUCCUACAAUGUCAGUCAACAAAAUGCCGAGCGGGACACCAGCCCAUCAUCGCCACGCGACUCCGAAGCCCACCGUGGCAGAGCGGCCGCAUGGGCAUAAGGAGGCGCCCCCACAGGUGAUACCUAUGACCAAUGUUAUGCCAGGGGACAGUCCCUUCGUCACGUGGGACCAAUUCCAGUCCGCAAUGAGUGUGAUAAGAACUGUUGUAGGGGGGACCGUGGAAUCCGGCGCAACGACUCCCAUUCUACCAGAAGACGGCAGCACUAUAACAAUGUCGCAGAGUCAAUUGUCAACGGAGUUGGCUAAAGUACGGUGGAAUGGUAACCCGAAGGAAUACAGGGACCGGUUUGCGGCUGUAGCGGAGCGUGGUUUGGGUCUUGCCCCCGACGAACUCGCGGACUAUUACUGCACCGGACUACCGACAGACCUCCAUCUUCUAAUAACGAAUAACGGACAAGUGAAAUAUCAGUCGUGGGAACAAGCGGCGACCGCCCCAACACGGCUCUACGAGCCCAAGUAG
Messenger RNA from Eimeria necatrix, 567 nucleotides. RefSeq lists its product as hypothetical. The transcript has 2 exons. NCBI's taxonomy places the organism in Eukaryota, Apicomplexa, Conoidasida, Eucoccidiorida, Eimeriidae. Bases 1 to 567 code for a protein of 188 amino acids. The record is from RefSeq and is a predicted model, not a curated record.